This is a messenger RNA of Ostrea edulis (European flat oyster), 1960 nucleotides long. RefSeq names its product kelch-like protein diablo. Gene Ontology annotation, molecular function: protein binding. The transcript is spliced from 6 exons. NCBI's taxonomy places the organism in Eukaryota, Metazoa, Mollusca, Bivalvia, Ostreida, Ostreidae. The record is from RefSeq and is a predicted model, not a curated record. The coding region runs from base 1 to 1857 and encodes 618 amino acids.
AUGGCUUCUCGGGCAAGAAAUCAUCCUUCGAAUCCCCGGACGCGAAAAACAACUUGUCAUUCUUAUAGAGAACUUUUAAUUGAAAGACGCCGACAAAACCAGGAAACAGAACAUGGGCAGAAAACGAAAAGCGUUCAGUAUCUGCCAGCAACGGUACUGAACGGGUUCGAUGUUCUUUGGCGUCAGAAUAUUUUGUGCGAUGUAAUAAUAAUUUGCCAGAACCGAACCUUUGAUGCCCAUCGUCUUUUACUGGUAACUUGCUGUGAUUAUUUCUACGAUGUUUUUGUAGAUCAGCUUCAUGAUGGCAGAGAGGUGGACAUCAGCCAUCUUGAUAUCGAUGCGAGCAUAUUUCAGAAUAUUCUGCUAUGUUUAUACACAGAGAGAUUAUUCUUAUCGGAGGCCAUCAUUGUGGAAACAUUGCAGGCUGCUUCUCGACUUGGCCUCUUUCUUAUUCAGGAUACCUGCCAAGAAUUUCUAAUUGAAAACACAAAUAUGAAAAAUUGUCUGAAGAUGCUGGAAAGAGCUUCCAAGUUCAAUCUCAGCAAACUUGCAGAUAAAUGCCUAGAGAUUGUGGCAAAAUAUUUUAAAGUGAUUUCAAAAAGAUCAAGAUUUAAAGAACUUCCAGUUGAACAGAUAGUUUCACUGCUGAAGAGAGAUGAUCUUAAUGUUUCCGGUGAAUUGGACGUCUUCAAACGGUUUAUCGAAUGGAUAGAACACCGAAAACAAGAACGUCUUCCGUACGCUCCCGAGCUACUGGCAACCAUUCGUCUCCCUCUACUUCCACCUUCCUCCAUCGUGGAUUCCGUAGAAAGUGUCACGUACCUAAUGGAUAUCCCAGAAUGCCAGAGGCUUGUUAAGGAUGCUCUGCAUUAUCACUGUAUUCCGUCUAGACAAACCGUUCUACAGUCUUCCCGCACAAUUCCCAGAAACCAAAAUGUUUCCGAUAUGUUGGUAGUCAUUGGCGGCGCUCCAAGGUACAAAUGCGAUUCUGCCAGUGAUGACGUCAUGGCGUAUAACUUGACAUCAAAAACGUGGAAAUCUGUGGCUACGUUACCCGAACCACGUCAUCACCAUGCAAGCGUUACUUUCGGAGGAUUCCUGUAUAUAGCUGGUGGGGAAAAAUACAACAACAGCAUGACACCCGUUGAUUCUGUCUUCCGGUACGAUCCAAGAAACAGCACGUGGCUGAAGGUAGCCAGCAUGAAUCACCAGCGACAGAGUUUCAGCUUAGCAGUUCUUAACAACAGGAUGUAUGCAGUGGGUGGUCGAUUAGACGCCACGGAAUCUCUGUCUUCGGUGGAGCGCUACAAUCCGCAGUCCAACACGUGGCAUGAAGUGGCUCCAUUAAGUACCCCGAAGAGAUGCGUGGCAGUGGCUGUCCUGAAUGGGCGUUUGUACGCAGUUGGGGGUUCAGGAAAUCAGAUGAUUUCAAGUCGAGUAGAAAGUUACAAUCCGUUUGAUGACAAAUGGGAGAUCAAGCAACCAAUAUCAACAGCUCGAUUCUUCGCUCAUCUCGUACCAAUAGCAGGGUCCUUAUUGUUGAUUGGGGGCGCAACAGUCAACAAAGAUGGCGAUAUUAGCUGCUUGGAUACUAUCGAAAAGUAUACCCCGUCUAGUGAUUGCUGGACAAUCGUAUCGGAAAUGCGCACCCCGAGGGCAGAGUUUGGUUGUGCUGUUCUUGGUUCCAAAAUCUACGUGGCUGGUGGUUAUAACUGGGACAAAAUGGAGAGACUCAGAUCAGUUGAAUGUUUUGAUUUGGACUCCUACAUUUGGACGGAACUGGAUAGGGCACUACCUCAGGAACUAACUGGUCUCAAUUUAGCUUGCAUCAAAACAUACCAUGGAGGUGAUUUUUAAAAAGGUGGAUUAUCUCGAGCGUAUAUUUCUUAAUAAUUUCUGCCGUACUUGUGUAGUAAAAUGUUUGCAUUGCUAUGAAAAUUAAUAAAAAAAAAUAUUAAUA